AUGUGUACAUCCACAAGCCUAAAUCACAUUCAACAUUCAACUCUAGUCUACGAGCUUCUUAUUAUUCUGUAUCUUCAACUCCAUUAUCAAAGAUCCAUGAGCAGAAGCAUGGACCUUCAUAAUCACUAUUUGAAUUCCAGAUUUCCAGAUGAAAUCCCUGAAAAUUUGAUAGAGUUUUUUCGAGACGACGAUGGUCUUAGUUACGAAGAAGCUCUUUUGCAACAGGAAAGCAUGUAUCAAUCAUUUCAAGAACGUGACAAGAACAAGAAAGUAGCUGCCAUUGAUGACGACAUCAUCUAUCUGUGUCAUUUAUUACAAGAAGAAGAAGAAGAUGAAGAAGAAGAAGAAAAAGAAGGUGAAUGUUCAAGGCAUGAAGGUGUCAUGACACAGGAAGCCAUUGAUGAAGCUUUAGCUCGAUCUUUGCAGGAAUUAGGAGAGGGAUUUGAUGACAUCAUCAUAUCUGAACACAGUCGCACUGCAAGCGGAAGCACACAAAGUCCUAUAGCAACUCCUUCAAGGGCACAUUCAGAAAGGUUGAAUUCAAUGCAAGAUUCCAUUGAUCCUGAUAGCAUGCAAUAUGAGGAAUUACUACACUUGGCUGAAGCCAUUGGUGUUGAAAACAGAGGAAUAUCUGCAACUCGUAUUUCUCAAUUGCCAACUUCCAAGUAUGGAUAUAAAUUGUUCUCAAAGAAUAAGAAAAAAGAAGAGAACUGUGUGAUAUGUCAAUCUGAAUUCAACUUUGGUGAAAGAUUGAUCACAUUGCCUUGUUUGCAUCAGUAUCAUAUCAAAUGCAUUAGUGAGUGGUUGAAGAUGAAGAAGAACUGCCCUAUAUGUCAAAAGGAGGUGGUUUGACUUUUAAGCGUUUAAGAAGUGAAGAAAGGAGGAAAGCUUUUGCAUGGAAAAGAUACAAGACUGGUUUAUAGAUAAUAUAUAGAUAUAGAUAUAUUUAUAUAUAUAGACAUAUAUAUGUGUGUGUGGGUUGUUAUUUUGAAUUUUGAUGGCUGUUUUUCAUGUGAAUACAUUAGCAUGAGUUGUUUUGAACUUUGGUUAUUUUGUGUUGAAGAAGCCUUUUUUCAAGGGUUAAUGUCUAAAAUGGCUUCUAAUAAUUGUUAAUUUGCUAUUUUAGUUACUCAUCUUUUAA
Lactuca saligna is the source of this 1141-nucleotide messenger RNA. The record is from the annotation of a GenBank genome assembly. Lineage: Eukaryota; Viridiplantae; Streptophyta; Magnoliopsida; Asterales; Asteraceae.